AUGCAGGCCUCAAGCCCCCGAAUAAACACUGCUUGCUAUCGUUGUUACAAGCGCAAAGUAAAGUGUUCUCGUGAAAAACCAUGUCGGAAUUGUCGUCUCGCAAGCCGCGACUGCGAAUAUCCCAACCGAGACCGCAAUAUCACCAUUGCUGAAAGUUAUCUUCGAAGUCUCGAGGCGAGAGUUGCAAAUAUUGGGCAUGGGAUCCCUGCCGACCAUCCACCGCUUACUCCUGUGGAUGUGAAUCUCGCUCCGAGGACAGAUCCUCAGGUUGUUGGGAACAAUCUAUCAGACCCGCUUGUUGAAGACCCGACAUCUGAAGUAUUUGUUUCGGGCUUGAAGCAAUUGCAUUCUCCAGCUGCUGUUUUCGCUGGGCCUGAGUUUCCUACCUUUGGGGCUAGUCCGGUCACUGAGACUCAGUCUGUUCAGCGGCAGGCGUAUGAGUAUUAUCAUCUAGACUCUGAUACCUCGAAUCCAUCAUGUUCGUUCAAACUUCCACCAUACUCAUACGCUCUGAUUCUGUUAGACCGAUUCGCCGUCUUCAUUGGUCAUGAUUGGCACUGGUUCAAACGAGAGACAUUCCGGAGGAGACUCGACCUCACAUACAAAGACCCCAAAGCAAAAGAACUAACUGAUCGGCUCUGGCUAUGCUGCCUGCUGGUUGUAUUUGCCCAGGGAGAAACUUACAACUCUGAACCAGUGCCUGAGAUCCACCUAGGAGAUGGAAUUACUCCAGAUACCACAGCGCAGAACGAUAACCAAGCAGCUCGACACGCAGCACCAGGAACAGAAUUCUUUGAGCAGGCAUUAUCCCUUUUGAAUGUUCGUUACGAGGAUCCAUCCAUCGAGCAGGUAGAGGCGUUAAAUCUGGUGGCAUUUUACUCAUACAGUCUGAAUCGAAAAAAGGCGGCAUACAUGUAUGCCGGGCUGAGCGUUCGAAUGUCGAACAUACUUAAACUCCACAAACCCUGCUCAUCGCCCCUCCCAGCAGCAGAAGUGGAACAUCGCAAGCGAAUUUGGUGGACAACGUACUGCAUUGACCGGAUGACGAGCACCGAGAUGGGCCUACCACCCGCGUUCCAGGUCCAACAGGUAGAACAAGCGUAUCCAGACGAUUCAAUGUUCACUCCAGAGGAAGCGAAAGAGUUUUACGACGCCGAAACAUUGACGACGCAGGUCCAACUCGCGUUUAUCCACGCCGAUAUCUGCGAGAAUAUGCGGAGUAUCCGGAAAGACAACACGACAAAUGUCGGCGACCUAACUCGCUCCAUCCUACAGAGACUGGAAGAAGUACGAGCACGCCUAUCACCGCACAUGUCGUUCAAUGUGGACACCGGGAUGCCGCUGGCAAUGAAGCAAAUGCCCGAUCGAUGUCUGGCGUCAGUCUAUCAGCGAUAUCACCAGUGUUUUGUUCUCCUCCUACGACCGCUCUUCCUCAAACAAAUCAGCUAUCUUCUCGCCGGAGACACGGUGAAAUCGUACCAGGACGACCUGAAAUUCCUCACAAACACCUGUCUCCGAGCUGCGCGAACAAACCUGAAAAUCAUCAUUGAUCUCCGCAGCUGCGAGCGAAUGACCCGCUUUGGCUUCUGGGAAAGUCUGCAUCUCUUCUCAGGCCUCAUGAUCCUCUCCCUCGCCAUGUCGGUGAACUCGCGGUGGCCCGGCAGCUGCGACGAAAAGUCCGAUGACAGGGAUACAUACGACACAGCGAAGAAGCUUCUCGACGAGAUGAUCAACACCGGUAAUCUUGGUUCGAAGGGCCACGGGCAGAUGCUGGCUGAUGUAGAGGCAUUUCAGACUGGACUCUUCACUGCGCAUCCUGGGGCAGUGGACUUUCAGUGGGAUGUUGACGAGUGGAUUAAUCAGUUGUUAGGGGCGUAG
Messenger RNA from Aspergillus puulaauensis, 1878 nucleotides. RefSeq lists its product as uncharacterized. Gene Ontology annotation, biological process: DNA-templated transcription; positive regulation of transcription by RNA polymerase II. Gene Ontology annotation, cellular component: nucleus. Lineage: Eukaryota; Fungi; Ascomycota; Eurotiomycetes; Eurotiales; Aspergillaceae. The record is from RefSeq and is a predicted model, not a curated record. Bases 1 to 1878 code for a protein of 625 amino acids. Gene Ontology annotation, molecular function: DNA-binding transcription factor activity, RNA polymerase II-specific; zinc ion binding; sequence-specific DNA binding. The transcript is spliced from 6 exons.